Prinia subflava (tawny-flanked prinia) is the source of this 1186-nucleotide messenger RNA. RefSeq names its product BARX homeobox 1 (gene BARX1). The record is from RefSeq and is a predicted model, not a curated record. Bases 190 to 930 code for a protein of 246 amino acids. NCBI's taxonomy places the organism in Eukaryota, Metazoa, Chordata, Aves, Passeriformes, Cisticolidae. Gene Ontology annotation, biological process: regulation of DNA-templated transcription. The transcript is spliced from 4 exons. Gene Ontology annotation, molecular function: DNA binding; DNA-binding transcription factor activity, RNA polymerase II-specific.
AGAGACAGACGCUGCCCGGUGCCGCGCCCCGUGUGCAGGCGGCGGGGACGGCUCCGGGCCGCCGCGCAGGGCCAGGGGAGGGGCGGCGGGGCGAUGGGCAGAGCCCCCGCUGCCCGGCUGCCGGCCGGGGGGCUGCGCUAGGGCGGCCCCGGCGGCCGGGGGUCCCCCCGCGCCCCGGGGGCGGCGAGGAUGCAGCACCCGCUGGAAUUGGGCGCCGCGCGUUACUUCCCGGCCGAAGCCUUCCCCGACCACCGCUCCCACCGCUACCGCAGCUUCAUGAUCGAGGAGAUCCUCACCGACCCCCCGGACGCCAAGGGGGCCGCGCCGGCCGGGGAGCUGCUCAAGUUCGGGGUGCAGGCGCUGCUCUCCGCCCGGCCCUACCACAACCACCUCGCGGUGCUGAAGGCGGAGCCGGCCGCUGUGUUUAAGUUCCCGCUGGCUCCCCUGGGCUGCUCGGGGCUGGGCUCGGCGCUGCUGGCCGCCGGCUCGGGGCUGCAGGGCGGCUCCUCCUCGCCGCACCUCCCGCUGGAGCUGCACCUCCGCGGGAAGCUGGAGCCGGGCCCCGCCGAGCCGGGCAAGGCCAAGAAGGGCCGCCGCAGCCGCACCGUCUUCACCGAGCUGCAGCUCAUGGGGCUGGAGAAGCGCUUCGAGAAGCAGAAAUACCUCUCCACGCCCGACAGAAUAGACCUGGCCGAAUCGCUGGGGCUCAGCCAGCUCCAGGUGAAAACCUGGUACCAGAACAGGCGCAUGAAAUGGAAGAAAAUAGUGUUGCAGGGGGGCGGCCUGGAGUCCCCCACCAAGCCCAAGGGCCGCCCGAAGAAGAACUCGAUCCCCAGCAGCGAGCAGCUCUCGGAGCAGGAGCGCGCCCGGGACGCCGAGAAGCCGCCCGAGAGCCUGGGCUCGCCGGCCGAGGUCAGCCAGGAGGAGUGAGGGGGGCCCGGCCCGCACGGCCCCGCCGGGCCGGCCCGAGCGAUGGAGGCGGCUCGGACAGCGGCUCCGGCCGCUUUGGGGGCCCCGAGCGCAGGCGGCGCCCCCGGCCCGGGGCGCCCCGAGGACACUGGACCCCCUCGCCACAUCCACUCGCUGUCUAAAACCCUGUGGUGCCCCUAGUUACUCGAAAACUGCAUUUUAUGAUCGGUUUUAUUAUUGCGAAGAUAUUUACUUUAUUUCAAUAAAAUAUUUUAUG